Messenger RNA from Doryrhamphus excisus (bluestripe pipefish), 1713 nucleotides. Its product is annotated as kunitz-type protease inhibitor 1-like. The record is from RefSeq and is a predicted model, not a curated record. Gene Ontology annotation, biological process: epithelium development; extracellular matrix organization; epidermis development. Gene Ontology annotation, molecular function: serine-type endopeptidase inhibitor activity; protein binding. Lineage: Eukaryota; Metazoa; Chordata; Actinopteri; Syngnathiformes; Syngnathidae. Gene Ontology annotation, cellular component: plasma membrane.
GGCGGGGUCAUUGUUCCGGUGCGUCUUCCUGUUUUUGAGCAGGUGACAACACUUGAGCGGCCGCAAACACGCCUGACGUUGACGUCCGUUGAGACUGAAAGUGAAAUGUCUUCAUCGCCUUCCUACCUCUUCCUCUUCCUCCUCGUCCUGCUGCGGGACGGCGGUGCGGCCGAGGACGCCAACUGCUUGGCCAGCUUCCGGUCCGGUCAGGACGACUUCGUGCUGGAUUUGGAGGACGCGGUGAAGGAGGGUGCGGUGCUGUUGGCUGUCGCUGACUCUCCCACAAUGGCCGACUGCCGGCGCGCGUGCUGCGCAGAGUUCAGAUGUAACGUGGCGCUGAUGGAGCCGCGUGACGCGCGCGGCAACCUCACGUGUACGCUCUACGACUGCGUGCACAGGAACCACUUCGUGUGCAGGUUCGUCAAGCGGCAGGGCUACCGCAGCUUCAUCAGAGAGGCCGAGUACCGGAAGUACCUGGAAGGCCCGCUGGGACCAGCUGAGCAGGCUCCGCCCAUCGCCAACGCGGGCCGUGACCGGGUGGUUCAGCCCGGAGCCACCGUUACCCUGAACGGCAUCGAGAGCCUGGCCGUCGGCCACGCCCACAUCGUUGACUAUCGCUGGACGGUGCAGAGCGCAGACGCUGACGUCACUAUGGAGGAGACCGACCUGCCCGACCAGGUGCGGCUCUCCAACCUGCAGCCGGGCAACUACCGCUUCCGCCUGACUGUCACUGACUCCAACGACCAAUCACACAGCGCCGAAGUCGGCGUUCUCGUCUUGAGCCCUGAGCAGUCUACCUUGUACUGCUUGGUGCCGAUGAAGGCGGGGCCUUGUCGCGCCGCCUUUCCUCGCUGGCGUUACCAUGCCGAUACAGGCGAGUGUCAGCCAUUUACGUUUGGAGGUUGUAAGGGGAACCGCAACAACUUCCUGUCAAAAGAUGAGUGCGUGAAGGCCUGCGCUGGAGUCACAGGAGCACCAUCAGAUCAAUCACGCAUCGCUGUGCCAGCUGACGAGGUGUGUGGCGUUGCGUGUCUACCUGGUCAGCUGACCUGCCGUAACGGCUGCUGUUUGGACAAAAGUCUCGAGUGUGACGGUGUGAUUCACUGCAGCGACGCUUCAGAUGAGGACCACUGCAGCCAACUCAAUCAAACGUUCUCUCGGCUGCUUGACAUUGACGUCAAUCAGAGAAAAGCUCGCUGCAUCGAGGCCCCCCGCACAGGCCCGUGUCGCGCCAGUCACACACGCUGGUACUACGACCCGCUGAACGCACGCUGCCAGCGCUUCACAUACGGCGGAUGCAACGGAAGCGACAACAACUUUGUAGAGAAGACGGAGUGUGACCGCACAUGUCACGGCGUGACUGAGAAGGAUGUGUUCGCCACAGGACCGUUUGAACGCCUCGAGGAAGAAGAAAAUGAUUCGAGCUCCAUUGCGCUGGCGGUGGUUCUAUCAGUGGCCAUCUUGGCGCUGCUGGCGAUCCUGGCCUACUGUUUCCUGAAAUCCAGGAAGAAGCGCUUACACCAGAAUGUGGUCGCAAGCCCCGCCCACCAGGCGUCAGAGCAGUACACGCUGGUUUACAAUGACACCACCACCCCUGCCUGACGUCAUCGCUGCAGCCAUGUUGUUUUUGGAAGUUACACAGUGUUUUCUUAUUAAACUUUUUUUUGUACGAAAGUGAAAGAGGCCUUUAUGACGUAAUCUGCCAUGAAUGAU